Molecule: messenger RNA, 1353 nt
Organism: Carica papaya (papaya)
Lineage: Eukaryota; Viridiplantae; Streptophyta; Magnoliopsida; Brassicales; Caricaceae
Source: RefSeq, a predicted model, not a curated record
AUGGAUGAAGAGAAUGGAACCCUUAUACCAAAUUCUGCAGAAUACCAGAGACAGCCUGCAGGAUGGAAAACUAUGCCCUUCAUUUUAGGAACUGAAAUGUUCGAGAGAUUGGCAUCAUUUGGGUUGGUUGCUAACUUCAUGGUAUACUUGCAAAGGGAAUACCACAUGGAUCAAGUGAAGGCUGCAACAAUCAUAAAUGUAUGGUAUGGUAUUACCAACUUCACACCGCUCAUUGGCGCCUUCAUCUCUGAUGUCUUCAUCGGCAAAUAUCGAACCAUCAUUAUCGGUGCUUUUGCUUCUCUUCUCGGAAUGAUGAUAAUGACUACAACGGCAUUGGUGCCACAGUUACGACCUCCUCCAUGUCCUUCUGAGCAAGAACAAAACAACCAAUGCACAGCCUCUACUAACAUGCAACUAAGUCUUCUGAUAUUAAGCAUGUUGUGGUUAGCUAUAGGCGCAGGCGGAGUCAGGCCAUGCAGCAUUCCCUUCAGUGUUGAUCAGUUUGAUCAAUCAACUACCGAAGGAAGAAGAGGAGUUGGUAGCUUUUUUAGUUGUUGGGCAUUGGGUUUUGAGAUACCAACAGCUUUUAUGCUCGGUGCAAUUACCCUGCUUCUUGUUGGAUCAAAGAUUUACAUAUUUGUCAAACCAGAGGGAAGCACAUUUUCUAGUAUAACGCAAGUGUUUGUAGCAGCUUACAGAAAGCAACAGCUUACACUUACUACAGAAGGAGAUGACAUUAUUUUCUAUGAUCCUCCACUAGAAACUCCUUUACUAUCAAAUAAGCUGCAUCUCAGUAAUGAGUUCAGAUGCUUGAAUAAAGCGGCUGUAGUGAGUGAGAAUGAAGUGGAUGUUGAUGGUAAUCCCAUAAAUCCAUGGCGACUUUGCAGCAUCCAACAGAUAGAAGAUGUCAAAUUUCUUAUGAGAACUAUCCCCAUUAGUGUUACUAGUAUAAUCGCCUUCCUCGCCUUCAACCAACAACAAACCUUCGCAGUAUCACAAGCCGAGAAAAUGGAUCGCCAUAUUAUAGGUAUCAAUUAUGAAAUUCCUGCAGGUUCGCUCCGUACCAUAACCUUGAUAACAAUGGCUAUAUGGCUUCCAUUUUACGAUACAGUACUUGUUCCGCCCCUCCAAAGGCUCACGAGACAGGAAGGCGGAAUCACAUGCCUCCAAAAAGUAGGAGUUGGCAAUAUAUUUGCAAUCCUAACAAUGGUGGUUUCUGGGUUUAUUGAGAAGAAGAGAAGGGAUCUAGCCAUUUUAAAGGGGGCAGCUGAUGGUGUUGCACCAAUGUCAGUGAUGUGGUUAGUUCCGCAACUUAUUCUGAUGGGAUUAUUUGAGCGUUGGCAAGUUAUGUGA